Molecule: messenger RNA, 2260 nt
Organism: Microstroma glucosiphilum
Lineage: Eukaryota; Fungi; Basidiomycota; Exobasidiomycetes; Microstromatales; Microstromataceae
Exons: 2
Coding region: 234-1970 (578 amino acids)
Source: RefSeq, a predicted model, not a curated record
AACGGAGCUUGAAGAAAAUGGCGUCCCUGCAACGAUGUCAUUUUGUAUUCAGCCUGGCGCUGCUCCACAACAGGAACAAAAGACAAGCGAAGCGAGGCGAGGCGAGGCGAGGCGAGGCUGGAGGGAGCCUUGACCCCUAUCCGGCAGCUCAUGGAUGCUAGACUACUUGCUUCUUCGACCGCUCAUCACAUCUUCCUUGAGCAUACGAGCAUACAGAGGUCCACCGACCAACGAUGUCUCUACAUUCCUCGCCUCAUUCCAACGCCGGUCAUGCUCCCAAUGCCCUCCCCUCUGCCUACCCCACUUGGCCCACACUGGUCCUCUCGGCACUUCAUCCGCAACUGCUGAUCCUCUAUACGUACUUUGCGCUCAUUGCCUUUCUUCUGCAUCGAGUCGUGUUCAAGUCCAUCUUUGCAGAGAGGGUGCCUAGCAAGGGGAGAGAGGUGGAAGCAGCCACUUGGGCCGCUCUGGCGGUACUUAGCUUGGGAAGCACAUGGACGUACAUGUUUCGGUACUUUUCUGCCUCCUACCAGGCAUGGCUAGCUCGAGCAAACCUCACUUCGCAGGGCGUCCCUGCUAUCCCAGUUUGUGAGCCUGGCACCUCCCUAUUGCGAGGACUCCUUUCCUCUUCGCCCUGCCACAUCUCCUACGCCGCAUCGCACUUGCAACGAUGCACCCUCUGGCUCUCAAGCACAAGUCUCUUCCUGGAAGCAUGGAACAAAGUCGUCGACAAUGAAGCCAACUACUGGUGGAGCCUCGAGGUCUGUUUGUUUACAGUAGGAGCAUGGACCAUCUUCCUGCAGACUCAGCGUCGCCGACUGGGAGUUCCACAGCUGUGGGCUUACAUGUUGUUGGGCCAGACGGUAGCCAUCUCCUUUGCAGCUUGUCUGUUCAACGUCGCACUUGCACUGAGACCUCUACCCGAGGGAAGCCUUGUGCAGACGGCAGCGCUCAGGAGCUCUUCCGCUGAUGAAGCGUUGCCUGGGCAGGUACUGGAGGUUCAAGAGGAGGUCAUCACGGAGGAAGCUCAGGACGAGGACAGGACUACGGGUGGGAAGAUUGUGUCUCAGACAAUUAAACGCAAGACUAUAUCUCAGUAUCUCAUCGAAGCGCCUUCAACGCACCCCUCUCUGGCCUCUCGGCUUCUCCUCUGGUCAUUGACGCUCUUGGCAGCAUUCAGCCUCAAAGACCGUCCUACUACGGCGCUCAGCGUUGCUGUCAUGCACUUGUUGCCGCUAGCGCUUACUCUGCCGCACCAGUGGCUUCAUCGCCUCGAAGAGAGCAUUGAACAUCGUCUGCUGAGCCCAAAGGCAGGUGACGAGGACGAAGCAGGCAUCCACGCAAGCAACGCCCGUCUUCAGGGUAUUCUUCGCCCAUCGAGCCUUCUCGCUGUUCUCGCUGGCUGGGGAUUUCUCAUGAAGGCCUGGACUACGAUUGCGCUCUCUCGCACUAUCACGACUUCGGUUUCAGCGUACGACCGCGUCCAUUUGGGACGGGCGACUUUGCUGAGGAAUCUCAUCUACCCGAUCACCUUCCACUCGCACCCUGCGCAGAGCAGCAUCAGCUCAGAUGCCGUCGGUCUGGCGCUGUUCACUAUGCUGUUCAUUGCUUUAGACGCAUAUCAUCUGCCUCAGAGCGUGGCACGGCUCGGUUCACCGCCUCCGGAGGAGACAAGGCUGCAGAAGAGAGACCCUAAGACGACAACAACGAUCCCUGCAAGGCUUUCGUUCACACAACACCACCUCUUCGCCGGCUGGUACGCGCCUUCUGUCCUACUGGUUCUCCUCACCCCUGUUCUGGGACCUAUGACGACUUUUCCCGCCUGGUUGUCGCUGAGGGAACUUCAAUUGGAGAAGGCGGAGCUGGAGGACGAGCGACUUCUGAGGGCCGAGGCGGGCGAGGGCGUAGGGCUGGUUGUCAAGGAGACUCGCGAGGAGAUUGUCAGCACUCGUCCGGCUGCAAAGAAGUGAAAGCAGCACAAGAUACGAGAAGGGGAAGAGCUAUGGUUUACGACUUGUCAUGACCGACUGACGACUUCACGGCUUAAGUAAUGGACAAGUGGUGACAUGAAUACCUCGUCUUCGUGUGCGGGCUUGACCGGCUGGGUGUGCCGAGUAGCCUACACCCGCGGCUUGAUGGCCAUGGGCGGCGGAGCGCUCCAAGUCAGUCGGAGGCCACAACGGAAAGGCGGCGGCGGCGGCGGCGGCGUGGCUGCAGCACCGCGAUUGUGUCCAGAAUGCACAGACGACGACUUUCCCCG